UUUUUCCCUUUUCCAUUUUCUUUGGCAACUUCCCUUUCUCCCAUAAAUCCACUGCACUUUUGAGGAGCAAGGAAAAACACACAUAGUAGGAGUAGCUAAAGACAAUAAAAACACCAAACACGUAAUAAACGAUUAUCACGACUGUUCGAUGAAACAAAAUCGACUUUAAAAUACUCUCACUACGUUAGCCAAGUGCAAGUUGACUUUCAGGUAUUACAGCGUGUUUAACUGCUCAGUUGCCCUAAGGUUGAUGGCCCAAUUUAGUUAAUGUUGAAGACUUAAAGACUUUGGCUAUUCUGCUAGUUAAUCUCAAGGACAUUCUUUAUCAAUGGUCUAACAGUUAGGCCCUAGGAAAUCAUGUCGGUUCUCUGUGGUUGCCCCCCUCUCCUUGAAUGUGUAUACUGUGUAGGAUGUGCCCGCUGGGCAUGGAAGCGAUGCCUCCACAGUGCUGGACAUGACAGCGAAAAUUGGGGUGUUGCCACAGCUGAAGAAUUUGAACCUGUCCCUAGGCUCUGCCGAUACAUAUUGGCUGUAUACGAAAAUGAUCUUAGACAACCUCAGUGGGAACCACCUGAAGGAUAUGGAAUUAAUACAGAUUGUUUAAUUGUGAAGAAAAACUAUCCAGAUACCGGUGGUCGAGCACCACCCUAUCUCUUAUAUCUGGAUCAUGAUCACGCUGACAUAGUUCUUGCUAUUAGAGGUCUUAAUUUGGCAAAGGAGAGUGAUUAUGCAGUCUUGUUGGACAAUAAGCUGGGAAAACGGAAAUUUGAUGGUGGGUAUGUUCACAAUGGGUUACUAAAAGCAGCUGAAUUGGUGUUAAAUGCAGAAUGUGAGGUCUUGAAGCAAUUGCUGGAGAAAUAUCCAAACUAUACCUUGACUAUUACGGGUCACUCACUUGGGUCAGGUGUAGCAGCAUUAUUGACAAUGGUGAUAGCACAAAAUCACGACAGGCUGGGCAAUAUUGAUAGGAAAAGAAUCAGGUGCUUUGCUAUUGCACCAGCUAGAUGUAUGUCAUUGAAUCUGGCAGUGAGAUAUGCAGAUGUCAUCAACUCCAUUGUGCUUCAGGAUGAUUUCUUGCCACGGACAGCAACUCCCUUGGAAGAUAUAUUCAAGUCACUAUUCUGUUUACCAUGCCUGUUAUGCCUGAGGUGCAUGAGAGAUACAUGCAUCUCAGAAGAGAAGAUGCUCAAAGAUCCACGCAGACUUUACGCCCCAGGUCGCCUCUACCACAUUGUUGAGAGGAAACCUUUUAGAUGUGGACGAUUUCCACCUGUUGUGAAGACUGCAGUUCCAGUGGAUGGGAGAUUUGAGCACAUAGUUCUCUCUUGUAAUGCUACUUCUGAUCAUGCAAUUAUCUGGAUAGAGAGAGAAGCACGAAGGGCACUGGAAUUGAUGCAAGUGAGAGAUCAUGUGACGGAAAUUCCAGCAAAGCAAAAGAUGGAGCGACAACAGACAUUAACUAGAGACCACAACGAGGAACAUAAAGCUGCUCUACAGAGGGCUGUCACCUUGGCUGUUCCGCAUGCUUUUUCACCUUCUUAUUAUGGAACUUUUGACAAACUAGGGGAAGAACAGUCUGAUAAAUCGGUCGGGGAUUCAUCCACAGGUUAAUCAACUAAAUGCAAGACCACAGAUAACUAGGAUGAACUGAUUGAGCGUCUAUAUGAGAAGGAUGAGUCAGGUCAUAUGAUUUUGAAGAAAUCAAGAUCACAAUGAUAAGAAAUGUUGUAGCUUAAGCAUUAUAUAUGAGUAGUGAUAUUUGAAGGAGCAUCAUUCUUUGAUUAAGCCAUAAUUAUUUUAAUCUCAUUUUGAUUGGGUUCUGGUUCUUUUUUUCCUUCUCCUUUUGGUGUGUCAGCUAGUGGCUUGUAUGAGUAUAUUUAGACUUACAGAAAAUAUGCUGAAGUGGAUGUAUUUAUUAGCCUUUUUCUUGUAUAAGAUUAAUAUAUGUGAAGAUUCUUUC
Molecule: messenger RNA, 1960 nt
Organism: Lycium barbarum (goji berry)
Lineage: Eukaryota; Viridiplantae; Streptophyta; Magnoliopsida; Solanales; Solanaceae
Exons: 7
Coding region: 358-1611 (417 amino acids)
Biological process (GO): lipid catabolic process
Source: RefSeq, a predicted model, not a curated record